Messenger RNA from Phoenix dactylifera (date palm), 1923 nucleotides. RefSeq names its product laccase-15-like. Gene Ontology annotation, cellular component: apoplast. Lineage: Eukaryota; Viridiplantae; Streptophyta; Magnoliopsida; Arecales; Arecaceae. Gene Ontology annotation, molecular function: hydroquinone:oxygen oxidoreductase activity; copper ion binding. Gene Ontology annotation, biological process: lignin catabolic process. The record is from RefSeq and is a predicted model, not a curated record.
UUGUUCUCGAGAAAAAGGCACAUAGACUAGAAGACCUGAAAAGCUGCACUUCUCCUGGUUAGAGAUGGGGAUGAGAGGAGGAGAGGGAUUAGAAUUGGUGUUCUCGAGGCUGGUGUUGCUGCUUGGAUUUCUCUUCUGCGCGGCCGGGUGCAACACUCGGCACUAUGUGUUCAAUGUGGAAGGUGCUCCUUACACUCGAUUGUGCAGCACGAAGAACAUCUUGACCAUUAAUGGGCAGUUUCCAGGCCCAACAAUACGUGCUUUUAGUGGAGAUAGAGUGAUAGUCAAGGUCUACAACCAUGCGGCUGAUAAUAUUACAAUCCAUUGGCAUGGAGUUAAACAGCCAAGAAAUCCUUGGUCAGAUGGUCCGGCAUACAUCACCCAGUGCCCAAUUCAGCCAGGCAAAAUGUUCAAGUACACCAUCUUGCUGUCAAGCGAGGAAGGGACCGUUUGGUGGCAUGCACACGACGAUUGGAAUCGAGCCACAGUUCAUGGAGCCAUUGUUAUCUAUCCCAAACCUCCCAAUUGUUACCCGUUCAAGUACCAUCAGGAAUUCCUCCUCAUACUUGGAGAGUGGUGGAAGAGAGAUAUGAAGGAGAUACUUGAAGAAGCCAUUCAAGCACAAAAUGACCCAGUUUCAGACGCAUUCACAAUCAACGGUCAGCCUGGAGACCUGUAUCCGUGCUCAAAGUCAGGAACCUUCAGAAUGGUGGUGGAGCAAGGGAAGAGGUAUCUCCUUCGUGUUAUCAACGCAGCAAUGAGCAACAGUCUCUUCUUCUCCAUUUCCAAACAUCAGUUGGUGGUCGUUGGCUCUGAUGGCAGCUACGUGAAGCCCAUAACCACAGAUUAUAUCCUGAUAGCCCCUGGGGAAACCAUGGACCUACUCCUAGAAGCCAACCAGAAGCCAACCAAUCUAUACUACAUGGCAGCCCGAGCCUUGGUCUAUCAGAACAUCGCCAACUUCGACAUCAACGCCACCACUGCCAUCUUAACAUACACCAGUAAUUGCCAUAAGAAACCUCCUUCCUUCCCCUCCCUUCCCUUCUAUAAUGACACCGCGGCGGCAACCAACUUCACUUCGAAGCUCCGAAGCCUAGCUGAUGGACACCACCCUAUCAAUGUCCCCACUACUGUUAGCCAUCGUUUGUUCAUUACUGUCUCGUUGAACAGCAUGCGCAAUGAAACAAAAACAACUUUGUCCGCAAGCCUAAACAAUAUAAGCUUCGAGAUCCCCUCGAUCGAUAUACUCCAAGCUUAUUAUAAGAGAAUUAAUGGGGUUUUCGGCAAUAAAUUCCCUUGCAAGCCACCGUUGUACUUCAAUUUCACGGCGGAUGACCCGCCAACGAGCUUGUUGGCGCCGAGGAAGGGGACUGAGGUGAAGGUGUUCGAGUAUGGCGCUUGUGUGGAGGUUGUGUUCCAGGGCACAUCGCUGGUGUUGGCGGAGGACCAUCCCAUGCACCUGCAUGGCUUUAGCUUCUACGUGGUAGGAUGGGGCAUUGGGAACUUUGAUGCGAGGAAGGAUCCUUUGACGUAUAACUUGGUGGAUCCUCCUCUAAAGAACACCAUUGAUGUUCCAAGGGAUGGCUGGGCGGCUAUCAGAUUCAAGGCCAAUAAUCCUGGCGUAUGGUACCUGCAUUGCCACUUGGAGCGCCACCUUACUUGGGGCAUGACUACUGUGUUCAUUGUGAAGGAUGGUGCUCAUCCACAAGCCAAGAUGCUGCCCCCACCUCGUUAUAUGCCUCCAUGCUAGAGAAGCUCAGAUGUUCAUCCUUCCUUGUAGCUUUUUGAUUCGAGAUUCUAACAGGAAACUAGCUUUCUGAGGACUCAAUGUAAUGAUGACUUCUUAAUUUCUAAUUCCAUCUGAUCUAUAUGGGUAAUGUCUCUAAUAUUAAUUAUAAUAUGAGCUUCUCUCAGUUCCCUUUU